CGUCACUUUUAAACCAACCAAAAAAAGAAGGAAAAAAAAAACAGGAAAGCAGAAAGGCCAUUUCACAGCCAUGGCUACUACUUUCUUCUCAACCUUCUUAUCAUCUCCAAUUAUUAACCCUCACAUUUCCAGACCAACCUCCACCCAUUCCUAUCACCACCGCUUCAACAUCAGAUGCAAUGCAACCACCGCUCCAUCACCACUACUUUCACCAGCUGUCCAGACUUUCUGGAAAUGGUUAUCUGAUGAAAAAGUUGUGUCCUCUAAAUCACCCGCUAAGCCCGGUUUAGUCUCCGAAGGACUCGGGUUGGUUGCCGAAAGAGAUAUCGGUCGAAAUGAAGUCGUUUUGGAAAUCCCCAAGAAGUUUUGGAUAAAUCCUGAGACUGUUUCAGCUUCUGAUAUUGGCAGAGUUUGUGAUGGUCUGAAGCCUUGGAUUUCUGUUGCUCUGUUUUUAAUUAGAGAAAAACUGAGACAAGAUGAUUCUGUUUGGAGAAGUUAUAUUAAUAUCCUUCCUGAGUUCACUGAUUCCACUAUCUUCUGGUCAGAAGAGGAACUAAGUGAGAUUGAAGGAACUCAACUAUUGAGCACAACAUUGAGUGUCAAAGAAUAUGUGAAGAAUGAGUUUCUUCAAGUCCAGGACCAAGUUAUUCUUCCCAACAAAAAACUCUUUCCUUUUGACGUUACACUUGAAGACUUUAUUUGGGCUUUUGGGAUAUUGAGAUCGAGAGCAUUCUCACGACUUCGUGGUCAAAAUCUUGUCUUGAUUCCUCUGGCAGACUUGAUCAAUCAUAGCCCCAUUAUAACCACGGAAGAUUAUGCAUACGAAAUCAAAGGGGCUGGCUUGUUCUCCAGGGAUCAAAUAUUUUCAUUGAGAAGUCCCAUAUCGGUCAAGGCUGGUCAGCAGGUCCUGAUCCAAUAUGAUCUGAACAAAAGCAAUGCUGAAUUGGCACUGGACUAUGGAUUUAUAGAAUCAACACCAGACAGAAAUACAUAUACCUUAACGCUGCAAAUAUCAGAUUCAGACCCUUAUUUUGACGAUAAGCUAGAUAUUGCGGAGAGUAAUGGCACAAAGGAAGUUCAAUAUUUUGAUAUCACUUUAGGACGGCCUCUUCCACCUAAGAUGCUACCAUAUUUAAGGCUGGUAGCACUUGGCGGUACUGAUUCUUUUCUACUAGAAUCCAUUUUUAGAAACUCAGUAUGGGAUCACCUUGAACUACCUAUGAGCCGUGACAACGAGGAGGUCAUAUGUCAAGUUGUACGCACUGCCUGCCAGUCUGCUCUUUCUAGCUAUCGGACCACAAUUGAAGAGGAUGAGAAGUUAAAGGGAGGGAAUAUUGAUCCAAGGCUGGCAAUAGCAAUCGGGAUACGAGCUGGGGAAAAGAUGGUGUUGCAACAGAUAGAUGAGAUCUUCAAAGAGAGGGAAAUGGAGUUGGAUGAAUAUGAAUAUUAUCAAGAAAGAAGGCUUAGAGAUCUUGGUUUGGUUGGAGAACAAGGUGAUAUUAUCUUCUGGGAGCCCAAAUGAGGUCUUUGAAAUAGCCAAAAUUAAUGUACAAGUUGGAUUCGGGAAUUUUUAUAGCCAAACUACCAUGAGUGGUUGAGUUCUCAGACAUACAAAAAAGUUAUAUAAAAUGAAGUUAGUGAAA
This is a messenger RNA of Erigeron canadensis, 1643 nucleotides long. RefSeq names its product fructose-bisphosphate aldolase-lysine N-methyltransferase, chloroplastic. Gene Ontology annotation, cellular component: chloroplast. NCBI's taxonomy places the organism in Eukaryota, Viridiplantae, Streptophyta, Magnoliopsida, Asterales, Asteraceae. Gene Ontology annotation, biological process: peptidyl-lysine monomethylation. Gene Ontology annotation, molecular function: [ribulose-bisphosphate carboxylase]-lysine N-methyltransferase activity; protein-lysine N-methyltransferase activity; protein binding. The record is from RefSeq and is a predicted model, not a curated record. The coding region runs from base 71 to 1522 and encodes 483 amino acids. The transcript is spliced from 6 exons.